AUGUUCAUUUCGACGGCAUUCACCCAUUUACUUGUUCUCUUGUUUCUUUUCUCUUCGUCGUUCAGAUUUUCGGUUUGUUCUGAAACUAAAAAUACUAUCUCGGAUAGUCAACUAUUUCAACAGUGUGCUGUCUCCCUUUCUGAGACCGAAAAUACUCAAGUCAUAUAUUCAUCUCUUGAGACCUUACGAGAUCUUUCCCAUGAUUAUUCUUUUGGUCAAGAGGUGUUAAAGCCGGAAUUAAAAGAUCAUCUAGUAAAGUAUAUGAAUAAUCUAAGAUACCCAGAAGCAACGCGAUCUAUGGCUUCUAGUGUCUUCGCUUCGGCCUUUGCCAAUAACCUUGCUGUCCAUGAAUCAGCUGCCAAAGUUAAUCUCGUGCCUUUGUUUGUACAGUCUUUAAAAGAUGAACCAUCUUUAUCCGUUACAUUAAAAAAACUUUUUUUGCUUAGUAAAGCUGUAGCCUCUACAUGGUCAGCGCAAGCUUUUGUCCGGUGUUCCGGUAUGGAUACCGUUUCUGAUAUAUAUUCAACAUGGAUUGAAACACCAAAUAGCGGUGUACCGAUAAAUAUGCGCGAGCAACUUCUCGGUAGGAUUGCUAUUCUCUUGGAAUCAUUGCAUCUCCAUCUUUCAAAAUACAUGAAAGUUACCGAUAGUUUAGUUUCAGAUUGGUGUUCUUUGUUACAGUCACAAGUUCAAUCAAACUGGUCAUCCUACUCUCCGUCAACUUUAGAGCUUCUACUACGUACAAUCGUGUCUCUGCAAGCCGAAUGGGAGGUGUGUCCUAGCACAGUAUUUUAUGGCUGGCUUAAUGAUGAUCCAAUUUCAAAACAUCAUAUAUUACGGCAAAAUUCUGGCUUUAAAGAAGAUUUCUCUGAAAUUAUUAACGAAGCUUUAUCCCUUCCUUGGCCAAAAAAGUAUUUUAUUUAA
This is a messenger RNA of Schizosaccharomyces osmophilus, 924 nucleotides long. RefSeq names its product nucleotide exchange factor for the ER lumenal Hsp70 chaperone, Sil1 (gene sil1). The record is from RefSeq and is a predicted model, not a curated record. Gene Ontology annotation, cellular component: endoplasmic reticulum. NCBI's taxonomy places the organism in Eukaryota, Fungi, Ascomycota, Schizosaccharomycetes, Schizosaccharomycetales, Schizosaccharomycetaceae. Bases 1 to 924 code for a protein of 307 amino acids. The transcript has a single exon. Gene Ontology annotation, molecular function: adenyl-nucleotide exchange factor activity.